AGAGCAAUCUAUCUAAAGACGCAUUGAAUUUUUAUUAGUAAAAAGGAUGGAGCCCAAAUUCUUGCUAGAAGUCAAGAGCUAACAAAAUGAUCAAGAUGUUCCAACCACCCUUGUCAACUUCAAUUAACAAAAUUCAGUGAAGUGGACGCCAAGGAAACAAAACCCCUCAUAUGAUCAUUUUUCUUAACUUCCUUUAAGUAGAAAGCUAAUCUCACACCACACCAUCCGCUUCCAACGACCUCCAGUUGUAGCUACAGCCCACCGUUUUGAAACUUGUAUUAAAAAGGUCCCUCACUCGUCAACUCCACCAUUAAUAUCCAUCAUUAGUUUGCCUAACCAUGAACGCCGACGAGGGUAAACUGGUGGUCAUGGGCCGGGCAGAGAUCGACACCCGAGCACCUUUCCGGUCAGUCAAAGAAGCAGUUAUGUUGUUCGGCGAAAGAGUUUUGGUCGGAGAAAUAUAUGCCAAUAAGCUCAAAGAGAUUGGAGCUGCAGGGUCGAAUGACACUAAUGGACAUGCUGCUCAGUCGAGGAUCGAGGUCUUAAUGGCCGAGCUCGAAGAAACAAAGAAAAGUCUACAGAAAGUUAGAGAAGAAAACAACUUAAUGGCGUACAGCAUCAAGUCACUAAGAGAAGAUCUUGAACGUUCAAAACAAGAGCUCCACAAUUACUUGAAGGCAAGAGAGUUUGAUGAUCAGAAGCACCGAGUUGAUCCUGAGAUUGAAGAAGAUUUUAAGUUCAUCGCGACCGGAGACACGAAGUUCGAAACCAAAAAAAUGUUGAGCCAAGAGGCUGAGGAAUUUGUGCAGAAGGAAAGACAUGUGAAGUUUGCAAGUCCUCCUUCGUUGGCUCAGGUUAUUGUUAAUAAAGAAGGGUUGCAUGAGGGAUAUGGAAACCCUAGUUCUGUUAGAAAGCCAAAUAAGAAGAAGCCUUUGAUGCCUAUGAUGGUUGGAUGGCUUUUUCGCAAAAGUAAGGCAAUUCAGGAAGGUGGGUCUCCGAGAGCGUAAGGCUCCCACGAGCGAGAAAGUCUUGUGUACAAUUGACGGAUGCAAUCUCUCUCUCAAGGGGAUGAGAUUACGGGUGGAAACGAGUGAAACAAAAACAUAAGAGCUCUGUUUUUGUGAAUGUGGUAGGAAAUAAACAUAUUAAUAAACACUUAUGUAAUAAUCCAACGAUCAAACAUCACAUCAUUUGGUUUACAAGUUUAGUUUAAAUUUUUUGAUAUUUCUAGCAUUACCCCCAAUAUUUUAGGAACCAUAUGAUGUGACGGUUGAUUGUUAAAUUUUUUCUUUAAAUCAUUACAAGUAAAAUUCAACUAUCAAUUGAGUGAAUAAGAAGGAUAGAACUAUUAAGUUUA
Messenger RNA from Pyrus x bretschneideri (Chinese white pear), 1357 nucleotides. Its product is annotated as WEB family protein At3g51220. NCBI's taxonomy places the organism in Eukaryota, Viridiplantae, Streptophyta, Magnoliopsida, Rosales, Rosaceae. The record is from RefSeq and is a predicted model, not a curated record. Bases 339 to 1007 code for a protein of 222 amino acids. The transcript has 2 exons.